AUGGCACCUCCCAAUGCACGCACGCACAUCUACAAACUCCCCUCAGAACUCCUCUCCAAACUCGCCACCACAGUCUACCUUCACUCGCCUUCAGACAUCCCCACCUGCACCCUCGUCUCCAAACAAUUCAACGCAGCCUUCCGCCCAUGGACCCGCACUCUCAUCAUCCACAGCGGCGACAUGUUCUUCACAACUUUUCCCACCAGAAAAAUUGAACAAGAUGAACCCACCCAGCAAGCGAAGGAUUUCGCUGCAAUACUCGAAAAAGCAACGGGUUUGACCAAGUUCCAACUCAGCGGUGCGGAAACGUGUGUCCCGUUUGGAGCUUUCCCCUCAGCGAUGCGAGACGCCCUUUUGCGGUUGUACACCUCCAAAACGCUCAAGACGCUCAAUGUAGGAGCGAGGACGAUCCCGCCGGACAUCCUCGCCCACCUCUCGCCCUCUAUAACAUCUGUGGUGCUGAAUGGACUGUGGGGUAUUACUGAAUCUGAUGUCAUCUUCUUGAACUCGUAUCAAGCGGAGAUGGUUCAAUGGAUGGAGAAGAACUGUCCUCAGGAAGGGAGACGACGGGGACCCAACAUUCGAUCCUUCUCAUCUGUUCCAAGCAUGGAUCCGCUCCCAAUCUAUCUAGAGACCUGUCCCUCGCUAUUCCAGAACCUUCAAAAACUGGAACUCGAGGCGUACAGCUGGAAGCACCCACCCAUCUCCGAAGUCCAAAAAUUCAUGGAACUCGUCAAAGACACGCUCGAGGACAUGAAAAUAACAUUCAACGAGUUCAAUCGUGAGUUCACCUACACCCUCUACCAAUCAUCCCCUUCCAUGGCACUUAUUCAUACAACCCAAGUCCACGACCCUUCAGGUCAAACUCCAACCUCGGCCUACCUCGACUUUACCACCUUCAACCAUCUGCGCCACGUCAGUCUAAGCUUCACAUACACCUGGCAAGCACGCCACUUCCCAGAAUACGAAACAAUGCUCCAAAACAUGCUCAGAACCCUUCCCUCCCUCGAAAACCUAGAAACCCUCGACGUCAUCCUCAGCUGGCAAUGGGGCGACGAAGCAAUUGACGAACUAGAACCUCCCAAGCUCCACGAAGCUUUGCGCGUUCUCGGACGAUCAGUCCCGUUCAUCGGCCAGCUGGACACCGCUUGGGCACCCUUCACCGACAGGGAAAGGUACAAAAACUUGAAGAGGAUAAGGCUGUCCUUUAAACCGUGGAGCGAGAAGUCCGGGGUCAGGCCGUACGACUUGUCGCCCGAUCUGGGAAACUGGAUUCAACGGUUCUACAACUUGUACGAGUUUGGGUAUCAGGCGCUUUUCCCGAAUCUUGGGCGCCAAAGGUUCUUCCAGUAUCGCACGGAGAAUAACUGGUUCGAUGGCCUCGAUUGGCGGCAACAGAUAACUUGA
This is a messenger RNA of Coprinopsis cinerea okayama7#130, 1407 nucleotides long. RefSeq lists its product as hypothetical. The transcript has 3 exons. Lineage: Eukaryota; Fungi; Basidiomycota; Agaricomycetes; Agaricales; Psathyrellaceae. The record is from RefSeq and is a predicted model, not a curated record. Bases 1 to 1407 code for a protein of 468 amino acids.